GGACGGACGAACAAACAUAAAUUCACAAAAUUUGAAAGCAGACUUCUAACAAAUCAAAUUUAUAAACUAUAGCUUCUCUUUAGAUUGGUAAACAUAUAAAUUAAUUAGAUAUGAUUAUCUUUUUAUUCAAAUUUAGUAUACAUUUUUCAUAUUAAGUCAUUUUUUAUAUCUAGUUAAAAUAUUUGAAAACUGAAAUAUAAAUGUUUUCUAAAAAAUUGAUUUUUAAUGUUCUACAUAUUCCAACUAAAUAUACAGUAAAAACAUACCGUAAGAGUGUAAAAACUAAGUUUGCAAUCAAAUGUAGAAAUGAAAUAAAAGGCAAUCCAGGAGGGAAUCGUUUGUUAGCCAUGACAUUAGAAGGAGAAUCUCCAGAUAAAGUUGAUAUUUCAAUGGAGGAAAUUGAAGGAGGGGAAAAUGACAUGCUUAAUUCACAUUUAUUUUAUGACGAAUAUAUAAAAGAAAAAGAAAAAGAAAAGAAUUUAAAAUCUUUCUAUAAUAUCAAAAGAAAAUAUUUUAAAAUUCAAUCGACACUGCCAAACUUUCUUACUUAUUUAGAAAAGCAACAAAUAAAAUUUUUACACAAUAAAACUCCAAAAGAGUGGACUCCUGAAACCUUAUCAUUAUGUUUCCCUGCAACUCCUGAAAUUAUUCAAAAAAUAUUAAAGUCCAAAUGGAUAGCAGAUGAAGGCAUUAAAAUAAUAAGACAUGAUAAGUUAGUUCAACAUAAUUGGGAGUCCUUUCGUAGUGGUACAUUACAAUAUUCAUUACCUGAAGAUAUUAAACAUCAUUUAUCUAAAUUUUCUGAUAGACGCCCAAAAUUAAUUACAUUAGAAGAAGCAGAAAAAUUUAUACCGAGGCCAGCAUCAGAUUAUUUAAAGCCUAAAGAAUUUGGUCAAAUUAUAACAAGUUAUUUGGGUGAACCAGUGGUAAAUAAUGAUCAAAAACAACUUGAAUCAAAUACUGAAAGUUUGUUAAGAAUUUAUGAAAAUGAUUUGAAUACUGAUACAAAAAAGAAACACUUUAUAUUGGAAGAAUUGAAUAUUAAAUCGAUAAAAAAAAAUUCUUGCUACAAUUCUCAAACUGAAAAUUUUGUCAAUAAUAAAUUAAAUCAUCCUUUAGUCGAGACAAAUUUUCAAGAGUCUACCAUGAUCAUAUCAAAAAAGGAGGCAUCUCAUUUGAUUAAUAAUAUGACUGAAUAUCCAUUAGCAAUUCGAAUACCAAAAAAUGUAUGGAAAGAAGGAUUUACUUAUAAAGUAAAUGAUUGCUUUUAUGAUGAUAAUGGAGAUUUUUUGUACAGGGUUCCUGGAUUAAAAAAAAAUUAGUUAAUGUGAAUAAUAUUAAUAAUAAAAUAUUGUAGUUGAUCAAAUAAAAUACAAUACACAUAUUAAUAUGUGUAUAUUUGUUUCAUUAUUUUA
This is a messenger RNA of Daktulosphaira vitifoliae (grape phylloxera), 1415 nucleotides long. RefSeq lists its product as uncharacterized. The coding region runs from base 201 to 1322 and encodes 373 amino acids. The record is from RefSeq and is a predicted model, not a curated record. Lineage: Eukaryota; Metazoa; Arthropoda; Insecta; Hemiptera; Phylloxeridae. The transcript is spliced from 4 exons. Gene Ontology annotation, cellular component: nucleus.